Stylophora pistillata is the source of this 1005-nucleotide messenger RNA. RefSeq names its product putative methyltransferase-like protein 24. The record is from RefSeq and is a predicted model, not a curated record. Lineage: Eukaryota; Metazoa; Cnidaria; Anthozoa; Scleractinia; Pocilloporidae.
AUGUUCCUUGAUCGAUAUUGUCGUCGCCGCUGCUGGAUUGUGGGUGGUACUGUGGUGUCGAUUGCUGUCAUAACAAUGAUACUUAUCCCUCCCCCCAGAGCGACCCCUCUAUUUUUUACAGAGAAUGUAAUCCAGGUGAGAAGAGAAACCGAUGAAGUUACAGGACUAAAGAACACAGAAACAGAAUUGAUUCAAAGGCCAAGCUUCACUCUCAAGGAACCACAAUUACUAAACUCUCCACCGCCCACACCGAGUAUAUUUACUUACGUAGAAGAACCUCCCAUUGAGCACGAAAUGAAGAGGUUAAUGACGGCGCUUUCAACGCAAGGGGCUGUUUGCUCUGAUGUACGCCGAAUAGGGGGCUUACCGCAAGGUCCUCAUGGGGCCCCUCGUCCGCUUGGCCCUGAUGGGAUGUGGUAUGUUUGUUUUGACGAGGAGGUUCACAUAGAGCCUGGAUGGUGUAUCGUUUACUCAUUUGGAAUAGGGGAUGACUUUUCCUUUGAUGAAAAAAUGGUCGAACAUGGCUGCAGAGUGUUUGCUUUUGAUCCAUCCAUGGGAAAAGAAGACCAAAAUCACAGUGCUGGCGUAAUGUUCUAUAACCUUGCCCUGUCAAACGAGAAUCGGGAAGGACAAAAGAAUCCUCCACCUAAUAACCCAUUUGAUAAGAUUGGAUGGAAAAAAAGAACGCUAGCCGCCAUUUUACAGGAACUAGGACACCAUAAGGGAGAAAUCGACAUUCUAAAGAUGGACAUUGAGUCUGAUGAAUGGAAAUGCUUACGUCAUAUGCUGAGCCAAGGCACUUUAUUACGUCACGUUAGACAGCUUGACGUUGAGUAUCACGUGAUCAAGGGCACGCCAGAGGCGCUGAGGCAGUAUUACAGCAUAGCAAAGUGGCUUGAGAGACAAGGAUUUAGAAUAUUCCAUUCCAGAAGAAAUCCCUACUGCCAGGAGUGUUGGGAAAUGUCAUAUAUUAACUCUAACUUAGUAAACUUGACAUUAAAUUGA